Larimichthys crocea (large yellow croaker) is the source of this 775-nucleotide messenger RNA. RefSeq names its product ubiquitin-conjugating enzyme E2 E1. The coding region runs from base 161 to 745 and encodes 194 amino acids. The record is from RefSeq and is a predicted model, not a curated record. NCBI's taxonomy places the organism in Eukaryota, Metazoa, Chordata, Actinopteri, Sciaenidae. The transcript has 6 exons.
CUGUCCUGUUUCCAGAGCAGGGCCGGUGCCGUACAGCCCACUGCAGCCGCGGUACGCUACUUCCGUUCCGCAGAGGGCGACAGGCACCAGCCAGCCGAGACUGUGGCGGAGGUCCAGACACAAUAGACCGGGUCCCGGCUCUUCUCCAAUCCAAACCGGUAUGUCGGAUGAGGAUUCCCGUGCCAGCACCAGCUCUUCCUCAUCGCCACCUUCCUCCAGCCAAACCAGACAGAGGGACACACUUUGCAAAAAGAAACGGGAGAGCAAAGCCAGCAUGAGCAAGACCUCCAAGCUGCUUUCCACCAGCGCCAAAAGGAUUCAGAAAGAGCUGGCUGAUAUCACACUGGACCCUCCGCCAAACUGCAGUGCUGGCCCAAAAGGAGACAACAUCUAUGAGUGGAGGUCGACCAUCCUGGGACCACCGGGCUCCGUGUACGAGGGAGGCGUCUUCUUCCUGGACAUCGCCUUCACACCCGACUACCCCUUCAAACCCCCCAAGGUAACGUUUCGUACGAGGAUCUAUCACUGCAACAUCAACAGUCAGGGCGUGAUCUGCCUGGACAUCCUGAAGGACAACUGGAGCCCCGCCCUCACCAUCUCCAAGGUGCUGCUGUCCAUCUGCUCCCUGCUCACAGACUGUAACCCAGCCGAUCCCCUGGUGGGAAGCAUCGCCACCCAGUACACAACUAACAGAGCGGAACAUGACCGAACAGCCAAACAGUGGACAAAGAGAUACGCCACAUAAACCCACAGAGGACGACAGUGGGACGACGAG